AUGGGCCGCACCCGCCCCAAGUCCCGCAAAGCCAAGCCGCCUGCGACGGAAACCGCCGCCGCCGCCGCGUCCGCGCCGUCGCCGUCGGUCCCCGCGCUGCUGGAGAAGGCGCAGGAGCUGAUCGUGCAGUGCGACUACGAGCUCGCGGCCCGCUUCGCGCAGCGGGUGCUCGAGCGCGAGCCCGCGAACGCGGAGGCGAAGGAGGCCCUCGGCGUCGCGCAGCUCGAGAUGGGCGAGCUGCUCGCAGCGAAGGAGACCUUCCGCUCGCUCGUGCCCCCGCAUCCUGGCGCGCCCGCGGCUCCCCCGGCCUCUGCGCACCUGUAUCUCGCGCAGCUCAGCGACGACGACCCGCAGGCGGCGCUGCGGCACUACCAGGCCGCCGUCGACAUCCUCUCCGGGCAGCUGAAGGGGAAGGAGCGCGCGACCGAUGCGCCGGAUUCGGGCGACGACGAGGCCGAGACUCGACGGAGCGUCGUCCGGGCGUUGAUCGGGAUGGUGGAGAUCUGGAUGGAUCCGUCGUACAGCCUCUGCGACGACCCCGCCGCGGAGAAAACGUGCGAGGACCUGCUCGGGCUCGCGCUGCAGACGGACCCGGGGAACACGGAGGCGCUGCAGGCUCUUGCGUCCGUGCGGAUGUCGCAGGAACGGCCGGACGACGCCAAGGUGUGCCUCGAGCAGGCGUGGAAGUCGUGGAAAGACCUCGACCUCGAUGACCCGCGGCUACCGCCUAUACCCUCACGGCUGGCCAUCGUCAAGCUUUUCCUCGAGCUCUCCCUCUACACGCCCGCGCUGCUCGUCCUGCAGGGCAUCAUGGCCUCAGACGACCAGGAGGUCGAGGCGUGGUACCUCGAAGGCUGGUGUUUCUUCCUCAUGGCGGAGCAGGCGAAGGAGAACGGCGGUAAGCUAGACGAACUUACGUGGGAAGAGCUCGCGCGCGAUUCACGCGAUUGCCUGGAGACGACCCAGAUGUUGCACCUGAGCCAGGAGCAUCCAGAUGCGCCUCUCCUGGAACACACACGAGAACUGAUAGGCAAGCUAGAGUCGUUAGGCAUCCAGCCUUCUCCUGAGCAGGACGGAGAGGAUGGGGAGGAAUGGGAAGACGCAGAGGAGAGCGACGAAGACGACGUUGACAUGUCGUAG
Messenger RNA from Epithele typhae, 1140 nucleotides. RefSeq lists its product as uncharacterized. The transcript has 5 exons. Bases 1 to 1140 code for a protein of 379 amino acids. The record is from RefSeq and is a predicted model, not a curated record. NCBI's taxonomy places the organism in Eukaryota, Fungi, Basidiomycota, Agaricomycetes, Polyporales, Epitheliaceae. Gene Ontology annotation, molecular function: protein binding.